AUGUUUGCAAAGGAUGCCCAGGCAUUGGCAUUGUUGGACCUAAACAUUUGGAAUGGAUUGGCCCACGAUCACAACUUCCUCACGGCACUCAACUGGGUCACGGCACUGGUACCAUUGCUCAUCUCCGAGUUGACGAUCGGUGCCGACUAUGCACAGCUGAUUGCCAAACAAUCCACGGUCAAGGAGUUGCAACUGUUGCAGGCUGCAUCAUUCAUCGUGGCCCAGGGUGCACAAUUCACCACAACCGUGCUGACUAUCGAUGGCACAUCUUCCACCAUCGUCACAAACGCAGGCCUCUCAGCCACCAGUCUAAAUCUAAAUGGUGUGAUCACCCUCAACGUAGGCUCCACCAUCUCCUCUUCCAAUCUUAUUGCUUCCGCCAAUGCCCAAAUACAAGUUAAUGGUAGUUCUAUUGUAACACUGAGUGGAUCUUUCAAUGACAACUCAACAUUGAUUGCCAAGGGAAUUUCAAACACGUUCACGAUCAAUGCCCAGUGUAAUUUUAAUAAUUUAGCCCAGCUGGUGCUGACUGGUCCUUCAAUGAGCGCCAACGCAAACACAAAGUUGUACUUUGCCGACAACUCCAAGAUCAUGUUUGGUCCUGUCGGCCCCUCCGUAAGCAUGCAGGGCGGCAUCUACACCUUUAACAACAGCGCCCAGCUCACCGUGGCAACAGGAGGCAAGGUCGGCUUUCUAGGUGGGGUACUCACCACCUUCUACUUUUACGGCGCGUCACAGAUGGCCAUGAACGGUAGCAGCUUCAGGUGCCAGCCCAGCUCCCUACUCCACUUUGGGGAAUCCUCAUCGGUGAGGAUGUCUGGCCUGUCUUCCAUGUCGCUCGACCCUACUUCAUACCUCAACUUUACGGCCAGCUCAGUGUUUGCGAUGAAUGAAAGCUCGGCUCUCAACAUCAACACGAACAUCGACCUGGACAACAUAGCUCGCUUCACCAUCGAUUCAUCGACGGUGACUAUGUUGCCCAGCAGCUUACUAAAAGUCAAGGGCAACGCGUCUGUUGAGAUCAGUGGUUCGGCAUCAUCACUCAAUAUCAAGUCUGCUGCGAUUGCUACAUUCUCAGCCAACUCGAGACUCGCUUCGUCAGGUGCCCCACUCGCCAUUGAUGGCCAAGUCAACUUCACCGACUCGUCCACAUUCUCUGUCGCUGGCCUGGCGUCAGUCAGCUUGACAGGCACGCUCAAACUAGUCGACUCGGCACAGAUGACAGUGGAUACAUCGUCCUUUGUGUAUGUCAAGACUGGCGCAUCCGUCAGCUUCACGGACAACGCAAUCCUAAAGUCCAAGAAUGGCGCGACCAUCAGUAUCAAUGAAACCACAAGUUUCACGGGUGGUGCACAGUUGAGCCUCGAAUCGAACUCCAACGUCGUCCUUAUCUCGUCCGCAUCUUCGCUCUCAUUCAGUGGCAAUGCCAGCCUCCAGCAAAGUGGCACUGGUGCCACACUGACAGUCCAGACCGGCGCCUCACUGGCACUCCUGGACAACUCGAACGUGGAUCUGGCAGCCGGCGCAUCGCUCGAUGUUGAGGGCGGCCAGGCGACAUUCGGCGCAGGCACUUCCAUGCGUGUCCACAGCGCAUCCCUGCGCGCAGGACUCGGUGGAAAGCUCUCAUUUGCCAACUUCUCGUCAUUGGUCAUGGUACAGUCCACAAUGGUCAUUGACGGCCAACAGGUAUUUGACGUCUCGGCCAAGUUGGAUGUCAACUCGACGAAGGUCAUCAUCACAGGCAAUGUAACACUCGACGCUGCGUCCUCAUUCGUCGACUCUGAGCUUCACAUCCUCGGACGUAUCAACAUCUCUGGCGUCAUCAACAUUCAGAACUCGUUGCUCAACAUCACCAAGGGCGCGAGACUUGACCUCAACAGCCAGCUGCGCGGACGCAACCUCAAGCUGCACAUCGAGGGAGACUUUGAAGCCAAUCCCGACUUUGGUGACUUUGUCUGUGACGAGUGCGAGGUGCACGUAGACAACAAGGGCUGGGUGCGCUUCAACAUGCACACGCACGCCAACCUCACCAACACUGUCGUCUACAACAACGCCAACAUGUACCUGAUGCCCCUGCAUAUGAUCAUCCCUCGAGGCAACAAGAUCUACAAUGCCGGUGUGCUGGACUACUGCACAGACAUCCUGGUCACCAACAACUACUCGAUCACCAACGACACUGAGCCCAUUGUGAUCAACACUGGCCGCUGGCUGUGUCGAACAGAGAUGACCAACGUCCUCUACACACCCUUCAACAACACUGGCUCGCUCGAGAUGUCGGCCGGCAUUAUCAUAUUCAACCGUCUCACGCAGACCAAUGGCACGAUCAUGAUGGAUGGCGGAGUGUUCCACGCCAAUCACACGGUCGAGAUUGAGUCUGGCCUGCUCUAUGGAGUCGGUCACAUCUACGCAUCAAUCGAGAACAACGGCACGAUUGGCACAGCGCACAAUGUUACGAGCACGGACAACCUGACGAUCAGUGGCGACUUGUACCACAAUGGUGAGAUGGUGAUCAAUGUUGUAACGCCCACCAACUACUCGGUGGUCAAUGUGCAGAGUAAUGUGGUCGUUGGCGACGACGCCACGCUCGUGCUCAAGAUGUCAUCGGGCCUCGAGCCCGGCACCAACGCCUCCGUGAUGAACUAUGCCUCGAUCCAAGGCAAGUUCUCGUCGAUACGCAUCAAGUCAUUCGACCCGGCCACGGGACAAGAGGAGGAUGUCGACCCCUGUCGCUACCAGACCGAUCAGGGCAAGACCAGUCUGUCGGUGUUGGUCAGUCCACAGGGUAGCUGUUCAUCAUCGGGCGGCUACAAACUGCCGAUUGGAGCCAUUAUUGGAAUUGUCAUUGGAUGUGUUGUGGUGACAGCUGUCAUCAUUGGUAUUGCCUCGUACCGACUGAGGUUCCGACUAAUGCUGCGACGUUCCUAUUCCCAGAGAUCAUCCUCACAUAUCAAUCUAAAGACCAGCAAACUUGGCAACUAA
Molecule: messenger RNA, 2979 nt
Organism: Acytostelium subglobosum LB1
Lineage: Eukaryota; Evosea; Eumycetozoa; Acytosteliales; Acytosteliaceae
Exons: 2
Coding region: 1-2979 (992 amino acids)
Source: RefSeq, a predicted model, not a curated record